Soboliphyme baturini is the source of this 1587-nucleotide messenger RNA. The record is from the annotation of a GenBank genome assembly. NCBI's taxonomy places the organism in Eukaryota, Metazoa, Nematoda, Enoplea, Dioctophymatida, Soboliphymatidae.
AUGGCGUUGGCGAGCUGUACAGACAAAGAUAGGUGCAUUCUGCGUUUGGAAGUGGGACACGAGUCUUGGAUGCUUAGCUCCCCGACUCCCUCCUGUUCGCACCCGUUGACCCACCGAUGGAAGGUGUACGUCAGAGGCAUAAAUGACUUUGUUCUUGAUGAAAGUCUCAUUGAAAAGGUCGUCUUUCAGUUGCACGAAGACUUCGAGUCGGCUCGCAGAGUGGUGACCUCUCCUCCUUACGAAGUAUCAGAAACAGGUUAUGCCGGAUUCAGUAUACCGAUUUAUUUGUCGUUCGUGAAUUACAAAAGAGAAUUCUGCCUUGAAUACGAUAUGAACCUGAGAUACGUGUCCCAAGAUAAGACAAAAGUGAUAAAGACUUUGGAGUUCAGAGACCCUAAGCCGGAUCUGCGAGCCAAGUUGAUUAACGCUGGGGCAGAGGUCAUCAUUGCACGACCGAAACCAUCGCUUCCCACUUCUACAAGUUUUCAGGAGUUGUUCGGUGAAACUUUACACGUUGUCCCUACGGAAAAAAUGAAGUGCUCUAAGAAUCAUCUGCCGCGUAAAGAAAAAUGUAGCACGUCAGCGAAUUCGGUCAGGACUGGAGAUGCUUAUAAAGAAUCCAGUAUUUUAAAGGAAAAAAAGUCAUCCCUUUCAAGUGGUAAGUCUUCUCAUUCCGGUGCAGGCUCGAAGACGAAAAGUUCCAAAACAAGGGAAGACUCUCAUAGCUCCCAUUCUCACGGCGAUAAGAAAAAGACACAAUUUACUCACUAUUUGCAUUCAAAUCCGAAGUUGGUUUCGCCAUCACCCACCACUAAUCACCAAAGCAGCGACGGUGUCGUUGCUGAAUGUUCGAAGGCUAGCACUUCCAACAGCAGUUCGAAGACCAACAGUUCUGUUGGCAGCAGUUCAUCUAACCGGAGUUGUUUGCAAGAAAGUUUUUCAAACUGUUCAAAGGCUGCGGAGCGCAAUGCUUCAAAGGAUUGCUCGAAGGUAGUGAAUCAUAACCGCACACAAGAGGAAAUCGGCGCCGACAAAAACAAGUUGAAAGUCAACAAGAGCAAGCGAAAACCGAAGGAAGUCGUUUCCGGUGAUUCGCCCGUGCACGUACGACAGAAGCGAAGGAGUGACAGCGGCUUGGAAAGCGACCUGAGUUCGGCUGCUAACGUGCAGGAUUGCUCUCCAUUUCCUUGCUCUGCAAACUGCGUUUUUUCGCCAUGUUCUACGCAUUCUCAGGACCGUAAUUCCCACGUCUCCCCCACUGCAUCGGAUUCUAGUCACGGCAGCAGCAGUUGCAACGGCACUGAAAAUGACAGCAGUAUACGCUUUCCUUGUACAAAUAAUAUCACUCCUUCCCCCAAGCGCAUAAAAAGUUGUGAUGAUUCGCAAAAAUAUCGCAAUGUCGAACUGCUAACCGAUUUACAGCACAAAAUCAUGACUGAAACAGACAGAUCUGUUGUGCAGCAAAUUGCGGAUUUGAUUUCACAUCAAUCAGGCUUUGAAAUUCACGAGCCGUUCCUUGAAUUCGACCUUUGCUGUUUGAAUGGUGAAGUAAUUGAACAGUUACUACUCUGUUUUGAAAAAAGUUGA